Histoplasma mississippiense is the source of this 1512-nucleotide messenger RNA. RefSeq lists its product as hypothetical. Gene Ontology annotation, biological process: medium-chain fatty acid catabolic process; medium-chain fatty acid biosynthetic process. The transcript has 6 exons. The coding region runs from base 1 to 1512 and encodes 503 amino acids. The record is from RefSeq and is a predicted model, not a curated record. Gene Ontology annotation, molecular function: monoacylglycerol lipase activity; acetylesterase activity. Lineage: Eukaryota; Fungi; Ascomycota; Eurotiomycetes; Onygenales; Ajellomycetaceae.
AUGGGCUAUCUCUCCUCCCUUCUACCCAGCGGAAAGGUUUCCUUCCACUAUGCGCCAAACGUUCUCCAGCUAGCACUUAAACGCUCAGCAUCCCUUGCCACCUCAUCCACCUCACCCAUUCAACAAGACACAAAAGAAGUCACACAAGAUGAAAAAGACCAAGACCAACCCUACAUCUCCCUCGCAGAACUUUGCGAAACCUCCACCCCUAAGAAAUGCCAGUUAAACCCACUCCUCUUCAACGGUCACCUCCAAACAGCUUACACAGCCGUUAAAAGUGACGACAUCCCCGUUUACUACAAACGUUGGACCUUCCAGUCCAACAGUGCAGCUUACAGGGGCACCUUCGAUGUCGACUUCGUCGUCCCGCCCUAUGAAAUCUCGCUAACCGAAGAUACGAACCGUGGCACCCAGGAGACGAUAAGUAAGUCACCCAAGAAUGCCGCUCCGCCUCCCCAUCUCCUCCCGCCCCGCACCACCUUCUUCACAGAAGAGGAGUUCGCCUCGCUCCCCUCCACCACAGACACAACUCCUAUGCUGGUGGUCUUGCACGGCUUAUCCGGCGGUUCGCAUGAGAUCUACCUCCGCCAUGUGAUUGCGCCGCUGUUCGAGGCUGGGUGGGCAGCAUGCGUGCUGAAUUUCCGCGGGUGCGCCAAGUCGCGCAUUACGAGUCCGAUUCUCUACAAUGCGCGCGCGACGUGGGAUGUGCGGCAGCUUGUGGGGUGGGUGAAAGAGGCGUUUCCGCAAAGGAGGCUGUUUGGGAUUGGGUUUUCGUUGGGGGCUAAUGUUUUGACGAAUUAUCUCGGUGAAGAGGGCGCAUCCUGCCCUCUCUCAGCCGCCGUCAUCUGCUCCAAUCCCUGGAAUCUAGAAGUCAGCUCAAAAGCGCUGAAGCGAACAUGGAUGGGAAUGGAAGUGUACUCCAAGACUAUGGGCAGUAAUAUGAAAAACCUGUUUGAACAGCAUGUCGACGAAAUCUCCAAACAUCCGGCUGUCAACGUUGAGCGAGUUCGAAAUAUUAAAUAUCUUCAUGAAUUUGAUAGAGAACUCCAAGGACCCGUAUGGGGUUACCCUACAGAAACCGCUUAUUAUCGUGACGCCUCCUCCAUCGACUCUAUAUUCUCCAUAAAGGUUCCAUUCUUCGCCAUCCAGGCAGAGGAUGACCCUAUCGCUGUUGGUGAAGCGUUACCAUAUGAGGAGAUCAAGCAGACACCGUAUGGCGUCAUGUGCACGACGUCCUGGGGCGGACAUUUAUCUUGGUUCGAAUAUGGGAGCACCAGGUGGUUUACGAAGCCGAUAACAACCUUUCUGACCAAAAUGGCAACUGAAAUCGACCUCGAUGCACCCUACAAUAUUGAACGUGCUGAUGCCCAAGAGAUAAAUCGAAAGACUCAGCAGCAAGACACUUAUGUUGACCCUUUGCCGAAAUUCUUUGCCAUGCGUCGGAAGAUGGACUUGCCGAUCGUGCAUUUCAUGGGGGUGCGGAAGAGUAUGGGGGCCGAAAGGGAUGAUUAA